AUGGCUGGAUCUAACAAGGAAUCUAUUGGAAAAAUUAAAAAUUGUAAAGCAAAAUCAUUACACAUUUGUAAUCUCUUCAAUCACGGACAUGGAGUUCUGGCAGGAAACAAGAUGGAUCUGGAUCAAAGGAAGUGCGUCAGUGAAGUGAUGGCGGUCCAGAUGGCAACCACCAACAACAUGCACCACAUUCCCUGCUCAGCAAAAGAUAUGCAAAAUAUAGUGGAGAUAUUCAACCACCUGGCAACUGAGUACUUCAAUAAGAACAUCAACAACAGCAAUCACAAAUCACACCAGAACAAAAAAAACCAAAACUACAACAACCACACUGAUGAUGAUGGUGAUGACUAUUAA
Helobdella robusta is the source of this 351-nucleotide messenger RNA. RefSeq lists its product as hypothetical. Bases 1 to 351 code for a protein of 116 amino acids. Gene Ontology annotation, cellular component: endosome; Golgi apparatus. The transcript is spliced from 4 exons. The record is from RefSeq and is a predicted model, not a curated record. Gene Ontology annotation, molecular function: GTP binding; GTPase activity. Lineage: Eukaryota; Metazoa; Annelida; Clitellata; Rhynchobdellida; Glossiphoniidae.